Pyrus x bretschneideri (Chinese white pear) is the source of this 1757-nucleotide messenger RNA. Its product is annotated as probable 1-acyl-sn-glycerol-3-phosphate acyltransferase 5. The transcript has 4 exons. NCBI's taxonomy places the organism in Eukaryota, Viridiplantae, Streptophyta, Magnoliopsida, Rosales, Rosaceae. The record is from RefSeq and is a predicted model, not a curated record. Gene Ontology annotation, molecular function: acyltransferase activity. Bases 485 to 1621 code for a protein of 378 amino acids. Gene Ontology annotation, cellular component: endomembrane system.
GCUGAAUCCGUAAUUUCAGGCACUUUCGAGCCCCUUUUCCUACUCACGGUCUCACAUAGUCUCCUCUCACUCUCUAAGGCUCCCUCCCACAGGCAUAUCUUGUUAUCUACGAAGACACCGUCGCGGAGCUGCUGCAUGCUCGACGCAACCAGGGUACAUAAUUUCAUUUCCACUGAUGAAUUCCUUGUCGUUUUUAUCCAAAGGAAUUAGCUAACAAAUCCCUUCAGAAAUAUCUUUUGCUAAGACACUUUAUGGUCCGCACUGUUACUAGAUUCUGAAGGACUCAGUUCUUAAAGCCAAGAACAAGCGUGCCCUCAAUAUUCUGCUAGGUGCCUAGGAGCAUAAUAGCUGCUAAAUUUAUUGCAAUCACUGACCUUUUGGGUUGGGACUGCAUCAUCCCAUUAAGAUCACUGCACGUGGAUACAUUACAGGAGAGUAUAACUACAAUUACAAAUCGUGGUUGGGUUUGACAACUUGAGUACACAUGGAAGUUCAAGGACCUUCGAAUGAUGCAAUGAAGCACCUUCCUUUAACUCCACUGAGAGCAAUUAGGGGUGUUGUGUGCUUACUUGUACUUGUUUUGACUGCAUUCAUGAUGAUAGUUUAUUUCGGCUUUUUGGGCGCUGUUAUAAUUAGACUUUUCAGCAUACAUUACAGUAGAAGAGUAACAUCCUUCUUCUAUGGUAAUUGGAUAGCUUUGUGGCCUUUUCUUUUUGAAAAGAUAAACAAGACUAAAGUUAUUUUUUCCGGAGAAACUGUUCCUGCUGGUGAGCGCAUCUUGCUUAUGUCAAACCAUAGGACUGAGGUUGAUUGGAUGUACUUGUGGGACCUGGCACUGCGAAAGGGACGCCAGGGAUACAUAAAGUAUAUUCUUAAAAGCAGUUUGAUGAAACUGCCUGUGUUUGGUUGGUCGUUUCACAUAUUGGAGUUCAUCUCUGUGGAGAGGAAGUGGGAGGUCGAUGAAUUAAACAUGCGUCGAAUGCUUUCAACUCUAAAGGAUCCCAAAGAUUCCCUCUGGCUUGCUCUUUUCCCAGAAGGAACAGAUUUCACUGAGCUGAAGUGCAUACGCAGUCAGAAAUAUGCUGCUGAGAAUGGAUUACCUGUCCUAAAGCAUGUCUUACUUCCAAAAACAAAGGGCUUCUAUGCCUCUUUAGAAGAAUUGAGGGGCUCUUUGGAUGCAGUUUAUGAUGUGACUAUUGGCUACAAACCCAGCUGCCCUACUUUCUUCGACAAUGCCGCUGGUGUGAACCCGUCUGAAGUUCAUAUGCAUGUCCAACGUAUCCCCCUUGACAAUAUUCCAACAUCUGAAGACGAAGUUACAACUUGGUUAAUGAACAGAUUUCAUCUCAAGGACCAGUUGCUUUCUGAAUUUGAUUCUCAAGGGCAUUUUCCUCGCGAAGGAUCCGAAGGUGACCUUUCUACUCUGGAGUGCCUUCUUAAUUUUGUGGCCGUAAGUAUCAUGACUGUAAUAUUUACAUACCUAACCAUUUUCUCGUCCAUCUGGUUUAAAAUUUACGUAACUUCGGUAUGCGCUUAUCUCACAGCCGCAACUAUUUACAAUUUUCGACCAUCACCACUUUUUAGCCUUGUAAAAGGUUUGUUUAAGCACAAAUCAUCUUAGUAUCGAGGGAAAGACGAGAGGUUUUAGGUUUGAUCCUUCUACUGGUUGUAAUUCAUAAGUGGGUCUCGAUCCCAUACAGACACCAGAAAAGUUUCAUUAUUGAGAACAGUCUAUGAAGCAGAUUAUUGUACUUACA